UUCCUGUAUCCACCAAUCAGGAAGGAGCGCCCUAUCUCUCUGGGUAUUUUCCCCCUCUCUCCCGGAGACUCUCUGGUGUUACCGGACACUCGUGGUGCCGAGACCCCCGGAAAUGGCCCCUGGAAGGUGCAGGAACAGAACCACGCACGCUGCAACACCAGCUUAAAGGAUGAGCUGAUGAAUCUCAGCCAAACUGGGAGCAAAACCGGGAGCUCUGGAGCCGACAACAUGGUGCAUGCAACGUCCAAAGAUCAGAAGGAUGAGGUGAUCAUGAGGGCCAACCUUCAGAACAACAACGUACAGAGGAAUCGGAAAAAAAACGAGGACGUCCAGGUCAACCAGGAGAUGACUUCUGCCUCUACAGACACCAAUGACAAUGAGGAGAAAUCAGAGGUACAGUCUAUUAUCGAGUCCACUCCAGAGCUGGACAUGGAUAAGGAUCCAAAAGCCUAUCAGAUGACCAGUACUCCCACCAAAGGCAUUGAGAAUAAAGCCUUCGACCGCAACACUGACUCCCUAUUCGAGGAGCUGUCGUCAGCAGGAACGGACCUCAUCGGAGACGUGGAUGAAGGGGCUGACCUGUUAGGAAUGGGGCGAGAGGUGGAAAAUCUUAUCCUGGAGAACACCCAACUUCUGGAAACAAAGAACGCCCUGAAUGUGGUGAAAAAUGAUCUGAUCGCCAAGCUGGAUGAGCUGAUGUGCGAGAAGGACGUCUUACAGGGUGAGCUGGCCGCCAUCAAACAGACCAAACAGAAGCUGGAGGAGAAGAACAAGGAACUGGAGGAGGAGCUGAAAAAGGCAAGGGCAGAAGCAGAGGAAGCGAGACAGAAAUCGAAAGAUGAAGAGGAUAGCGAUGUACCUACAGCUCAACGGAAGCGAUUCACACGGGUGGAGAUGGCGCGGGUUCUGAUGGAGAGAAAUCAGUACAAGGAGAGACUAAUGGAGCUGCAGGAGGCAGUCCGCUGGACGGAAAUGAUAAGAGCAUCCAGAGAGAAUCCGGCCAUGCAGGAAAAGAAGAGGUCCAGCAUCUGGCAAUUUUUCAGCCGCCUGUUCAGCUCUUCUGGCACUGCUUCUAAGAAACCCGACAUGCCUGUCAACGUCCGAUACAACGCCCCGACCUCGCACAUCACCCCCUCCAUCAAGAAGAAGAGCAGUGCCUUAGCCAAACUCCCCAGCGACAAGUCCAAAGCCUUCGACUUUCUUAGUGAUGAAAAUGAAGCCGCUCUGGCCUCCCGGAGAGAACAGAAAAGAGAGCAGUACCGCCAGGUGAAAGCGCACGUCCAGAAGGAGGAUGGUCGCAUUCAGGCAUUUGGCUGGAGUCUUCCUCAGAAGUACAAACCGCUUGCCAAUGGCGGACAAAGCGAAGGCAAGAUGAAGAAUUUGCCGGUUCCAGUAUACCUGAGGCCGCUGGAUGAGAAGGACACUUCAAUGAAGCUUUGGUGUGCAGUUGGUGUCAACCUAUCUGGCGGGAAGACAAGAGAUGGCGGCUCAAUUAUUGGAGCCAGUGUGUUCUAUAGCGACCUCCCGGGCUCUGAUGUAGAUGACCAGAAGCCACGCAGCGAGUCCCAGAGCAGUUUAGAGAAACUUGAACAAGAAUUGAAGGUCCAACAGAAAGAGUUAAGGCACCAAGAUGAAUUGUCCAGUCUCGUAUGGAUCUGCACCAGUACACAUUCCUCCACCAAGGUCAUCAUCAUUGACGCCAAUGACCCUGGAAAUGUGUUGGAUACUUUUAUAGUUUGCAACUCCCAUGUACUGUGCAUCUCCAGUGUGCCAGGAGUUAUGGAAACUGACUACCCCACAGGAGAUGCUACCAAACUAGAUGCAGACUCUGGGCAAGCGGACAAAUCUUCCUUAUCCGAGAGUCUAGUGAGCAGUAGCUCUUCCUCAGAGCAGCCAGUGGGGGGCGUCAAAGUUACUGUUGCCUCUGUGGAGGAAUCUGAGCCCCUCUCGCCACAAACCGCCAGUGUUCUCUCCAGCGAGGCAGAGUGCAAUCCAGCAGAUCCCGACUCCACCAAUACUGAGCUGGAUGAUAAUGUGCCCACGGCGGAGGAAGCCACGGAGGCCACAGAGGUGGGAGAUGUCAGUACAGAUGACGUGGCAGAUAUUCAGGCCGGGAUCUAUACAGAACAUGUCUUCACUGACCCUCUAGGUGUACAGAACACAACUGACGACUCUGGCUGCCAGCCUAGCAGCAACGAGUCGGACCUGUACAAAGAUGGAGUGGCGACUCUUCCCAACGAGCAGGACCUGAUGAGAGAGGAAGCGCAAAAGAUGAACAGCCUGCUGCCGACAAUGUGGCUGGGAGCACAAAAUGGACACCUGUACGUACACUCGUCUGUCGCCCAGUGGAAGAAGUGUCUGCUCCAGAUAAAACUGAAAGAUUCCAUUCUCAGUAUUGUCCAUGUGAAGGGGAUUGUGUUGGUGGCACUGGCUGAUGGGACGCUGGCGAUCUUCCACCGAGGAGUUGAUGGCCAGUGGGAUCUAUCCAACUAUCACCUCCUCGAUUUUGGCCGUCCUCACCACUCUAUCCGAUGUAUGACGGUAGUCCAUGAGAAGGUCUGGUGCGGAUACAGGAACAAAAUCUACAUUGUGAAUCCAAAGACGAUGAAAAUUGAGAAAUCUUUUGAUGCUCAUCCGAGGAAAGAGAGCCAAGUGAGACAGCUGGCUUGGAUCGGUGAUGGUGUUUGGGUUUCCAUCCGGCUCGAUUCAACGUUACGGUUAUACCAUGCACAUACCUACCAACAUCUGCAGGAUGUGGACAUUGAGCCCUACGUUAGCAAAAUGCUGGGCACUGGAAAGCUAGGAUUCUCCUUUGUUAGGAUAACAGCCCUGAUGGUGUCUUGUAACCGGCUGUGGGUGGGGACCGGGAAUGGUGUCAUUAUAUCCAUCCCCCUGACUGAAACCAACAAAGUCUUGCCUGGCUCCGGGAAUCGUCCAGGGAGCGUGAUCCGAGUCUACGGCGAUGAGAACAGCGAUAAAGUGACCCCCGGAACGUUCAUACCGUACUGUUCUAUGGCACAUGCGCAGUUGUGUUUCCACGGUCACCGCGAUGCCGUCAAGUUCUUUGUUGCAGUACCAGGUCAGGUGAUUUGCCCGUCCAGUGGUGGCACGCCAGAUGCAGUCGGAGAUAAAAGUGCCGCCGCACAACAGGAGCUGAGUAAUGCUCAAAAGUCCAUGUUGGUGAUGAGCGGAGGAGAGGGGUACAUCGAUUUUAGGAUGGGCGAUGAUGGAACCGACUCUGAAAAUCUAGAUGAAUCUCUACCAUUCGAUCCCUCCAUGGCCAAAGUGGAGAGAAGCCACCUCAUCGUCUGGCAGGUUAUGUGCAAUGGCAGCAGCGAGUGA
Staurois parvus is the source of this 3342-nucleotide messenger RNA. NCBI's taxonomy places the organism in Eukaryota, Metazoa, Chordata, Amphibia, Anura, Ranidae. The record is from the annotation of a GenBank genome assembly.